ACACCAUUUGUCUAUCGACGCCUCAAUUACCCAUAAUGCGACUGUGAGCAUGCAAAAUAUCCUCGAGACCCAAGUCAGCGACCUGUCGAGCCUAGUCGACUCUCCCCUCCCGCUCCCACUCGUCGCCAGUUACGCCAUGGCAGAUCGACGGGGCUCUGACAGUGCGGAAAGCCUAGCGCGGGACCAAGGAAAGCGGAAAAGCGACGACCUGGGGCCCCAGAAUGGUGGGCAACCUAGAGCAAAACGGAAUCGCUAUAUUUCAAUCGCAUGCAACGAAUGCAAGCGACGGAAAAUCAAAUGCAAUGGAAACUCACCUUGCCAACGGUGUGGGAACCUCAACCUCGAAUGCCAGUAUGCGCCUAACUGCUGCGCGAAUGGGUUCAAGGACUCGGAGGAGUUCAAACAGAUGAAUGCGCAUCUCUCGAGUCUGCAGCAACAGAUCGAUAACCUAUACGCGAACCUCAAUGCGUUGCGCAGUGGUGGUAUCGGCCCCAAUAAAGGGUCGAUGACUGGGUCGAUGAGCCAGAGGAGCAUCCGGAGUACGAGCCCGGCCUUGACGUAUCGCCCUCCUCCUAAACAUCCCCGAUUCCAAGGACCGACAAGCUCGGCAUUCAGUUUUGAUGUCGCAAAGAACACUCUACAAAAUAUGGGAUACCCGGGUCUAGAAGGCGGAGAAGAUGGGAAUGGGAUGCAGGACGAUACACCUGCAGGGUCUCCGCCAAUGGCACAGGCCGUUUUGCCAUCGCAUCCGUUUAAAGAUCCGUUGUGGUUGAUAACAAAAGAGGAGGCACUACGGCUAUGCGUGGUGUACGAAGAUGAGAUAUGCAUCAUGUAUCCAUUCCUGGACAUGAAUUGGGUUGCGCAAGUUGCUAAUACCCAGUAUCGGUUCAUGGAAGAGGGCUCUCCGAAGAAUGGGCAGAACCCCAAUACCGAGUCGCCGAGCCCUGUUGCAGAGCAAGAUUUGAAUAUUUUGAAGAUGGUACUGGGUAUAGCGUCUGCCGUUGAAUGCUCAGGCCAGAGCGAGCUUGCCAAUCGGAUAUAUGAGAACACAAAACAUGCUUCAGAUAAUAUUCUGCAUGCUGAGGGGGUUUCAAUUAAGGAUAUACCCUUGGUAGUGCUUGUGGCAACUUAUCACUUCCACUGUGAUGAAGAGGCUCUUGCCUGGCGUGUAAUUGGACAAGCCUCCAGAAUGUGUGUUGAGCUUGGGCUGCAUCGUCGAGACUCUUUGUUCAAGAAUUUCCCAGAUGAAGAAGGCCGUGCAAAUGCCGUCCGGCUGUUCUGGUCAAUCUACUGCCUCGAUCGGCGAUGGAGUUUUGGUACAGGCAUGCCAUUCGCUAUGCAAGAUGCGGAUAUUGACCCAAGCAUACCUGGGCCCGAAGUCAAGAUCCCUUAUCUCAGUGUCAUGAUCUCAUAUUCCCGUAUUGGGUCCCGUGUCUGGCGGUCCGUGGCAGGUUUCAACACCCUUGCCCCGACAGAAAUCAAGAAGGAAGACAUCGGCUACCUCGAUUACCAGAUUUUACAGUGGCAGAAGGCCAUCCCCCCCGAGCUGCAACUCCCCACAAACAGUUCACCGCAAUCUGUAAGUCGAGCAAUGCAUCGCCUGCAGGUCCUCCUAUACGUACGUUGCAACCAGAUGCGCAUCCUGAUCUACCGCCCCGUCCUGCACUCGGCAAACUCGAUAAUGGAGAACCUGUCGUAUGCGCAGACGGUUGUUGAACUGGCGAAAGAUAGCAUUCGCGCCCUUACCCACCUAAACCAAACGACGGAUAUCUACCGCGCACAGCAACAGUGCUUCAACUACUUCCUCAUCUCCGCACUAGCCGUCAUCUUCCUCGCCUCUUGUCAUGCCCCUGUGCAGUUCAGCGCCGUCUGCAAGGAGGAAUUCUACAUGGCACUCGAGCUCGUCCGCGGCUUCAGCUCAAAAUCAUACGUAUCCAAGCGCCUCUGGCGCACCAUCAAGGGUCUCAAAGAAGUAGGCCCAAAACUAGGACUGGAGCAGGAACACGCACCUGUCGCCAGAGGAGGGUCGCUAGACGAUCCCCAUUCUAGCGCCGCGCUAGCUAUGGCCGGAUUGGCUGGCCAUGAGAUCUCUGGUAUGCAUGGGUUUAUGAGCCAAAGUAAUGGAGGAAACGGACACUCGGUGUCUGCGGUUGGGAAUAGUCCUAUCAAUGGGUUUCAAAUGAGUCAUGAGAUGACGAAUCUUUUUGAAGCAGCGCUGGGGGCGGGGACGGGUCUUCAUGGUGGGUAUACUGGGUCUGGUCAGAUGGAUGAUGGAGGGGUUAGCAGUGGAGAGAAUAUGGUUGGGAUGGCGGGGGGAGCAAACGCUUUUGGGGGCGAGGAUGAGCUCUACAGACAGCUCAGAGAUCUGUUUUAAUUAUCACUGGCGGAUUUGAAUAGGGUGGAAGGGCAACAUGGAAAAUUUUCAUUACAUAGCUUAUACCAGCUCGGAAGGCGGUUGGGCGUCACCAGUACAUAGGGUAAAUAAUUUAUGAUACCACAUUUAUGAAUAUUUAUUUGUGUAGGUGUUUGAGCGUUUUAUAAAAACUGUGCUGGGUAAUAGUAAUGGUAUUUAUACAAUAAAGGC
This is a messenger RNA of Pseudogymnoascus destructans, 2584 nucleotides long. RefSeq lists its product as uncharacterized. The transcript has 4 exons. Lineage: Eukaryota; Fungi; Ascomycota; Leotiomycetes; Thelebolales; Thelebolaceae. Gene Ontology annotation, biological process: DNA-templated transcription; positive regulation of transcription from RNA polymerase II promoter by galactose. Bases 50 to 2374 code for a protein of 774 amino acids. Gene Ontology annotation, cellular component: nucleus. Gene Ontology annotation, molecular function: RNA polymerase II cis-regulatory region sequence-specific DNA binding; zinc ion binding; DNA-binding transcription factor activity, RNA polymerase II-specific. The record is from RefSeq and is a predicted model, not a curated record.